AUGGAAGCCGGAGCUGCGCCCAGGUGGGUGGAGACCACGACUAGGGAGUUUCCCAAGAAGCUGCCCAUGCAGUUUGACAGCAAGCAGACAAGCUACUACUAUUACGCUCUGGUUGUCUACCUGCUCAAAGUGGAGAACGCUAAGGUGGUGACGGUCACGGGGACACCAGGGAUCGGCAAGUCUGUCUUCUACGCGUACUUCUUGGAGCGCUACAGCUACGAGAACGAGGACAUCACGAUCAUCACUGCCUCGUUUGCGAAAACCGAACGAUCGUCAACCAAGGACCAAGUCGUCGUAUUUAAAAAGGGCAAAGCAGUGGCCGUCGUGAAGGAUGUCCAGUCAGCAAUGGAUGCUCUCAUCCUGGAAACCGUGGAUGAAGCAGGGGAUAAGCUCCUGUACCUGUGCGAUGGCCCACCCGAUCAGAUCCCACGGGCUGCGCAAAUGGUCUGCUUCACGAGUCCAAGUGAGAGGUGCUUUGACACUCUCCGGAAAUGGCCAGCAUGUCCGAAGCUGUUCAUGCCAUUGUGGGAUCUCGACGAGCUCCAAACUGCCGCUGAAGUGCUCAACUUUCAUUCGGAUACGACGGAUACUCAGGGCCCUGAAAGCAUUGGGGACCUGAUCGAGCAGCGCUACCGAAUUUUUGGUGGCGUAGCUCGUGAAUGUCUGUCCACGGACGAGAAUGUUGCCAAAGCUCGGCAGAAAGAGAUGGAGAGGUUCAUCGACCAGUUCCCAAAUGAGGAUAAUAUGGGAAGCCUUUUCAACAUAGCAGAGGCCAAGGUGGUGCAGCACGGUAUCGGUCACUACGUUCCGAGCUCAGAAGACCCGGCGAUAUAUACGCUUUCGUUGGCGUCCGAGUUCGUCAAGCGGUCGCUAUUUGAACGCUGGAACAGGCUGGAAAACAUCAAACGGACCAAAGUUUUUCGGAAGUUGCAGGGUGUCUCGGAUGCCGCUUCGUUUUGUGACGUCCUGUUCGACGAAUGUGAGAAAGCAAACAGGAAGGCCAGCACAGAAGCGUGAUGGAGCCAGCAAAAGGGACACAAGUUAAUUCUAAACUUU
Messenger RNA from Phytophthora sojae, 1056 nucleotides. RefSeq lists its product as hypothetical. The transcript is spliced from 3 exons. NCBI's taxonomy places the organism in Eukaryota, Oomycota, Peronosporomycetes, Peronosporales, Peronosporaceae. The record is from RefSeq and is a predicted model, not a curated record. Bases 1 to 1017 code for a protein of 338 amino acids.